GAAAAUUCGCAGGAACAUUUUUGGAUAUCAGAUCAUACACCAGGACGACAGCGAGGAAUUUACCUCAAUCACAUCUGGUACAUAUCUGUACAACAUCAUUCUAGUUGAUACCACCAACUUAGAAUACCACUUCUACUCCAUUGCACUUAAAAAUUCUUCACAUCUCACUUCACUCAUCCCCAUCUACACACAUCACCAGAACACAAACAGCACACGAUUUACCAUUUAACGAUUUCCGAACCACAAUCUAUACAUAUUACCGGAACACAAGCAGCACACGGUUUACCAUCUAACGGUUUCCGAACCACAAUCUACACACAUCACCAGAACACAAGCGGCACACGGUUUACCAUCUUACGGUUUCAGGACCACAAUCUAUCCGCAAGUUGUGUUUCUAUUCAGAAGUAUACAUGUGGUUGCUUUAUUUGAUUGUCAGAUAGAUCACCGCCACCCUUUGUUUUUACCGAUACGAUACAUAACCGACUCCACCGCCAUAAGUUAGCCAAGAACGACAACACAACUAAAAAUGGCAUAACGACUACGAAUAGCAUAGCGACUGUAGAUAAUACAACAAGCCCAAGUAAUAUACCAACUACGAAUAUCGCCGCUACCCUUUAUUUUUACCAAUACGAUACAGAACCGACUCCAUCGCCAUAAAUUAGCCAGAAACGAUAACACAAUUACAAAUGGUAUAACGACUACGAAUAGCAUAGCGACUGCAGAUAAUACAACAAGCCCAAGUAAUAUACCAACUACGAAUAAUCGAAAAACAAAUAACACUUGUCAAUUAUACUACCAAUUCUCCCCGUCUCACAGCAUUAUAAGAUGUCGUCACCGCUUUCCUCCCCAGGCGUCUCUCCAGGUUCAGCUGCAGACUCCACCAGAGGAGACUCCGAGUCUAUCGAGUCGCCAGUCUUCAAUUCGUCCAACCGAGCUACAAGCAAGAAGACUACCGCUAAGAAGACUACCGUUAAGAACACUACCGCUAAGAAGACUACCGUUAAGAACAAUACCGCUAAGAAGACUAUCUCUAAGAAGACUACCGUUAAGAAGACUACCGCUAAGAAGAAGACUAUCUCUAAGAAAACUACCAAUGAAAAGAUUCCAUCAGAGAUGACUGCGGCUGAGGAGGCUAGCAAUGAAAAUAUUCCAUCAGAGAUGACUGCGGCUGAGGAGGCUAUAGCAGUGCAAUCUCCCAAUGAGACAAAUAAGCGUGACUACAGUGUUGCAUUCAAACCUCAGCAGUAUAACGCUCAUAAAUUGAAUCUCUAUCAUAUAUUCAUAGAGAAGAGGAUCAAAGUUUGGCGUGAGUUUGGCAAGAAGGAGAAGAUUAGGGUUCCACUUGGCGAUGCCCAGUAUAUAUGGGUGCAGACCCAACCAAAAGAAAUAAGGGACAAAGUCUCAGUGCCGGAUAGAGAAGGAACUACCCACUUAUUUGGAACUUAUUUAGAAAGAGAGAGAAAAGUUCUACACAAUGGGGUUUUGGUUGAGGAUUCUACGCCUGUCCAUUACCUGUCUCAAUUUAUCGAAGACCACCACACUCCCAUCCCUGAACACGAGCGAAAUCGAAAGCGUUUGCCUAACACUUUCACUUUCAGAACUUACUUUCCUGAAUCGGCCACUGUUCUGUGUGCUCUCCACUUUCAGUAUGACAGUUCCCAAAUGAAUGUGCAGUGCAUCGAGACUGUGCUCGAGACCAAGUCGAAGGAGAGUUUCGAGUUGAAGGCUAGGAUAAAGGAAGAAAUUGAGCGUCGCAAACGGAGAAGAGCAGAGGCAGCAGAGGAGGAAAGAUUAGCUAAGGCAGCUAUGGGAUUCACUGUUCCUCCUCAGAAAGAUCUCCGUGUAGGACUAGAGUGUCGUAUGCUAUCGGACGAUGGACUUCUAAUGGAGUAGUUAUCAGAACCGAGAGAUCAAAUUUUCGAUUUCUGAAAGCUAUCAUUGCAACAGAAGGAUCAUUAUAAUCGGAUUACACCAAUAAUGUUUAAUGUAUACUAUUAAUGUAUAUAAGUUACACGAUAAGACCUAUAAGGGACAACGUGUAAUUGAUCCUGAAUUUCAAGGAAAUAGUCAAUAUGAUUACUCACAACAAAUC
Molecule: messenger RNA, 2092 nt
Organism: Botrytis cinerea B05.10
Lineage: Eukaryota; Fungi; Ascomycota; Leotiomycetes; Helotiales; Sclerotiniaceae
Exons: 1
Coding region: 826-1893 (355 amino acids)
Source: RefSeq, a predicted model, not a curated record